AUGGGGUGGAGCAUCAAGACAAAGAAGUUUUAUGACCCGGGGACUGAUGGAUCACAUGUCCGCCUUUGGUCAACUGGAUUCCAAUUGCACAGAGAGGAAGGGUCUCAAUGGCAGAAAGAGCUACAGAAUUGGCAGCAAAUGCUACAGAAUGUGAAGAAAGAGCAGGAACAGUUGAAGGAGCAGCGGUUAGGGUUCCAGCUGGGGAAACAGGCGCUGCCUUGGGAGAAUCGGUCACUGAAGCAGUUAGAGCAUGAGAAAAAUGAGUCCCUGCUGCAAUUGCAGGGUGACCUGCAAGGCGUGCAAGAGGAAACUUCAUUGUUAGAAGAUGAUGAGCGGAUUUUAGAGCAUCUUGCUGUACAGCAGGAACAGAGACUCGAGCAUAUUCUCGAGCAGGGGAACAUGGUGAAGGGACCAUGGAUGAUGAUAGAAAACCUCCCUCAAAUAUAUCGAAGUACCCACAUCCCCUCAAACAUAAGGAGAUUCUCCUUUCAAGGAAAGGUCGAUGUGGAAUGGAGGAAGCACGUCGUUCCCAUUCUCUGGGCCCUGGACAGGGCAAUCAUUGGGUUACCUCCCAUUAUUUCA
Darwinula stevensoni is the source of this 582-nucleotide messenger RNA. The record is from the annotation of a GenBank genome assembly. Lineage: Eukaryota; Metazoa; Arthropoda; Ostracoda; Podocopida; Darwinulidae.